This is a messenger RNA of Branchiostoma belcheri (Belcher's lancelet), 2049 nucleotides long. RefSeq lists its product as uncharacterized. The record is from RefSeq and is a predicted model, not a curated record. Gene Ontology annotation, biological process: intracellular signal transduction; cell redox homeostasis. The transcript is spliced from 10 exons. The coding region runs from base 170 to 1600 and encodes 476 amino acids. Gene Ontology annotation, molecular function: electron transfer activity. Lineage: Eukaryota; Metazoa; Chordata; Leptocardii; Amphioxiformes; Branchiostomatidae.
AAUCACUUCUGCGAAUACCGGAUAUAUCUCCGCACAAUCACUUUGUGUUAAAUAACAACAGCACUAGCAGGGAGUGGUCUUCAAGUUCAACUUUAGUACUCACAGCAAAACCUGAGAGUUAAUAUUUUCGGCAUUUUCUAUCUGGCAGCUAAAGUGAAGGUAUUUCCCCAUGGAACUGAAGGGUAGAGUGUUGGUGUACUCCAUCGUGGGCUGUCCCCACUGUAUCCGCGCUAAGAACUACCUGGAGCAGCUGGGUCUACCUUACACCGACGUCUCACUCGACAAGUACCCUCAGAUUCGAGAAGAGGUCAGAACCAGAACUGGGAAGAACACAGUCCCUCAGAUUUUCUUCAAUGCUGUCCAUGUUGGAGGCAACGAGGAACUACAGAAACUGAGUGAGGAAGAACUACAGGAGCUGAUUGCGGAGGUGCGAGAGAAGGACCCCCCACCUGAUGCUCCUGUGCCACCUGACCCUCUCACAGCUGAGGAGGAGGAAGCUGCAGUAGGGUUCCACUGUGAGCCAGAUGAGUAUGCCAUGCUUGUACAGGAGCUGAAACAGUCUGGACUCAUCAAGGACAGGAAGUACAACCUCAGGACCUACAGGAACUGUUUUGUCGGCAGGGAGUUUGUCGACUGGCUGGUCAAGGAAAAAGGAUUAGAAAGGGCAGAAGCAGUAGAGAUGGGGCAGAAGCUGGUGACGCGAGGGUUCGGGCACCAUGUGACAGACGACCACAAGUUCAAGGACGAGGUUCUGUUCUACAGACUUCUGGAGGACGACUCAGAGAGCGCCCUGAACGCAGGGGUGACGGCCGAAUGUCAGCCUAGACCUGCUGGUGAACUGAGUGAAGUGAUCAGAAAACUCAUCCUGAAAAUCUACUCCAAACAUUUGUCCAAGGACGGCAAGAAAGUAGACUACAAGGGUAUCGGGGAGAGCCCUGACUUUGCCGAGUAUGUGACUCUGACAGCACAGCUACAGAGGGUGAACGUGACAGACUUGAGCAGGGAGGAGAAACUUGCCUUCUUCAUCAACAUCUACAACGCACUGGUGAUCCAUGCCUACGUCAAGGUGGGGCCUCCUACCAACCUGUGGCAGAGGUACAAGUUCUUCAACGUGGUGAGUUACAUCGUGGGCGGUCACAUCUACUCCCUACAGGACAUGGAGAACGGCGUGCUUCGCGGGAACAGGAAGGGCAUAGGUCAGCUGUUCCGCCCGUUCGGCAAGGACGACCCGCGGCUGCCCGUCGCGCUGGAAAACCCGGAGCCGCUCAUACACUUCGCUCUCGUGUGUGGGGCGAAAAGCUGUCCUCCUAUCAAAACCUACUCUGCUCAGGAAGUGGACAAACAGCUGAAGAUCGCAGCAGAGGGUUUUCUGGAAGGGGAUGAUGGGAUACGCGUGGACAUGAGCAGGAAGGAAGUCUCGCUCAGCAAAAUCUUCAAGUGGUACAAGGUCGACUUCGGCAGCCACAAUGAUGAGGUACUACAGUGGGUCUACGACCACAUGUCAGCAGGACAGAAGAAGUCCCAGGUGUCAGAACUGUUAGUCGGCAAAAAGUACAAACUCAGUCACAUGUCAUACGACUGGGGGGUCAACUCCAAGUAGAGAAAGAAAUUUGUUUGUUUGUGUGUUUGUGAAUUUGUUUAUUCAUGUCCUCUUUUCAUUAAAGUUAUGAGUGAAGAGCUUAGUUGUGUGGCAUUACGGCAGAACAUUUGGCUCAGAACCUAGAGGUCCUGGGUUUGAAUCCUGCCAAGUCACCAACCUUGUGACUUUGGGGAAGGCACUUAACACGACUUUCCUCACUUUGCCCAGGUGUAAAUGAGUAUGCCAGAAUGAUCAUUAUCAUGAUCGUGGGCAUUAAAGGAAAACCAAAAACCAAGAGCUCAGGGUCAGACAAAAUCUAGCAACAUGCUGAUUUAAUACAUGAUUGGAGUCCUACCAAAUCCAUAAACAUCUAGUCAUAGUUUAAGUUGACUAGAGACUGCAGUCACUGUUCCAACACAGGGAAAGUGAAAUGUUUUAGUGUGGAGUCUCAAAUGAACCUGCUUCCACAC